UAUAGAUGUAGAGAUUCUCCUUCUUGUCAAUAACCUUACUUCCCAAUUUCCAAAUACCAAUCCUCCAUACAAAUCGACCAUACCUUUCUCUCACUCCUCUCCUCCAUUUACACACAACUUCUUUUUACUCAAAGAUUGCACUCAUCAACAUUGCCAGAGCUUCUUCAGGUAUGUGUCCAUGAAGGACAAGAAGACUACUUCGAUAUUGCAGCGCAUUUUAGUCAAGUGUAGCACACAGGCAAGGAAUUAUGGUAGCUGUGUUGCAGCAAAGGUCCCAGAAGUUGAACAUGAUAUGUGUUCGAAAGAAUUUUGUGCUCUGAAGAACUGCAUGCAAAACGUGCUUAAAGGCAAGGCAUAGUGUUGCCUUUUUGGGUGAUUGCACAUCUGGAAUUGCACUUUGAUCUUGAUAGUUGACUGAAGAUCCCAGUUGAAGAAUGCACAAAGAUUGUUGUGUAUUCUAACAAAUAUACUUAGAAAGCUGAAUAUUUUUCGGAAACAAGGGAGGAUAUAUAAAUAUGCACAACGAAGCAUCUAGUUCACAGGCCAGCAUUGGCUUAAGUGGGUCAGGUGCUGUAUCACAUGCUUAUGUUCAAUAUCCACCUAUGAGAUGCAACAUCCCUGGUUCGAAGGGCCUAUUCUAUGAUGAUGCAAAUAAGCUGUUGUUGUCCCCAACUUCUGAUGAGGUAUUCUCAUGGAAAAUUGCACCUUUUGACCCGAAUGUUGAACCCGCAUCUGAUUCAGUAAGUGAAGGGCCCGUAUUAUCUGUUCGGUUGUCUCUAGACGGCAAAAUUUUAGCAAUUCAGCGGUCAAGUCAUGAGAUUCAAUUUUGGAACAAGGAGAAAAGGAACUCGUUCUGCCACAAGUGUAAGCCCGAGUCAGAGAAGAUACUGGGGUUUUUCUGGAUAGAUUCCCCAACUUGUAAUUUGGUACUUGUGAGAAGCAGUGGAUUGGACUUGUUAAAUUAUGAUUCUGAGACACAAAAUGUUCAACUGACCGAAUCCAAGCGUAUAAAUGUUAGCUGGUACAUUUACACGCAUGAAAGUCGUCUGGUUCUCCUUGCUUCAGGGAUGCAGUGCAAGAGUUUUACUGGGUUCCAGUUUUCUUCUGCUGGGAUCAUUCGCUUGCCCAAGUUUGAAAUGCUUAUGGCCAAGUCUGAGGCCAACAGUAAGCCAGUCCUAGCUGCUCAGGAUAUUCAUCUAAUCACGGUUUAUGGAAGAAUAUAUUGCUUGCAAGUUGACAGAGUGGCCAUGCUGCUCCAUUGCUAUAGAUUUUAUCGUGAUGCUGUUGUACCACAGGGAUCUUUAUCCAUAUAUUCCAGCAAGGUUUCUGUGAGUGUGGUUGAUAAUGUAUUGCUAGUUCAUCAAGUGGAUGCAAAGGUUGUCAUACUAUAUGACCUAUUUGCAGAGUCUAGGGCACCGGUAUCUGCUCCUCUUCCUCUCCUUCUGAGGGGUUAUCCAAGAUCAAGCAUGUCUUCUACAAUUUCUAGCAAAGAUGACGGAAGUUCAGAUUUGAAACCGGCAAAUGAUGAUGGAUCGACCAUUUACAGAGAAGGAUGGAUGUUUCUGAAUCCAGAUCUUAUAUGUGAUACCACUAAUGGACUUCUUUGGAAGAUCCAUAUAGACUUGGAUGCUAUAUCUGCUAGUAGCUCAGAUGUGCGCUCGGUGCUUGAAUUUCUGCAACGACGGAAGUUAGAAGCAGCUAAGGCUAAGCAAUUAUGUCUGGCUUUAGUCAAAACUAUUAUAUUGGAGCAUAGGGCAGUGGGUGUUGUUGCACAAGCAAUGGAUGUUCUUAUGUCUUCUUACUCUCGUGCAAUUAAGACGGGUAGUUACUUCAAGGGGACAAGAUCUGAUAAGAUUCUUUCUUCUGAUGCACAAUCUACCCAUAAUCCAAGAGUUGCCACUGAUGAACUCUCCAGAGAAGAUUCAAGGACAGCACCUGUGAAAAUUGACUCCUCUGUGGUUUCCAACGAAUAUGUGAAUAGAUCUUCAACCUAUUCAGAUACAGAUUCAGAGGAGGGAAAGAUUGGUCCAAGUUCAGCUAGCAGUAAACUGGUUACUGGCGCUGAAAGUUAUAAUGCAAAGGUUCCGUCAUCAUCCAUACAGUCUCAACUGCCUGGUCCCAGUAGUGUUCCAUUGGAUGCUGAUAAUGCAGAGCAGCAUGAACCUCAGAUCCCCACUGCAGCCAUAUCACCUGAUGAACUAUACCGCUUUGUGUUUUCUCCCGUAGAUGAAGAGAUGACUGGGGAUCCUGCAUAUUUGGUUGCUAUCAUUGUUGAGUUUCUCCGCAGUGCUACAGUGGAAAGAAUCAGAAUGUAUCCUAGUUUAUAUGUUCUGAUGAUUCAAUUGCUGGCACGUGGUGAACGAUAUGGAGAACUGGGCCUGUUCGUCAUUGAUAAGAUUAUUGAACCUUCAAAAGAAGUUGCAUAUCAACUACUAGAAUCUGGUCGACAGCAUCUUCCAACAAGGAAGCUGGGCAUUGACAUGCUUAGGCAGCUAUUUUUGCAUCACGAUUAUGUACUCUCGCUACUGCAGGAUGGGUACUAUCUUGAAGCUUUACGUUAUGCACGUAAAUUUAAGGUUGUCACCGUCCGUCCGUCUUUGUUUCUUGAAGCAGCUUUUGCCUCAAAUGAUCCACAGCAUCUAGCAUCGGUAUUAAGAUUUUUUUCAGACUUCAUGCCUGCCUUUAAAAACACACCGGAUCAUGCCACGUAUCGUGAGAUUCUCAGUCAGAUGAAUGCUCCUUACAUAUCUGCUUAGCUUCUAAAGUUGGUUGUACUUUAUCGAUGCUACUUAGCUUCUAAAGUUGGUUGUACUUUAUCGAUGCUGCUUAGCUUUUAAUAAUACCAAGCACCAGGCAUUUGAUCUUCAAACUUAAAUGUGUUAAAUUAGAUGCAGUGCUGCCUUUUGUUUUACUUGUCAAUGGAAGUGUCAGGGGGUCCUCUCAAAACAAAAUGGAGGUGACAGGAUAUGUUUAUCUGGGGCGGAUGCCUCCUAAAGAGUAACGGAGGUGUGCGAAGGUAGGCUCAAGCGUCUAUUCUGCUCGUGGUUAGUAUUUUCAUAUCAGCAAAGAGCAAUGCAAUGACUUGUCCCGUGAUUCCUUUAAUCAAAGUUUGUGUUCAGAGAAUCCGAUUUGGUAAAAAUAAAAUUAGUUUAGGUGUGUAGUCAAAGACGUUUUUCACGAGGAUUUCUUAAUCUUAAUAACCAUGGGAGUCCAAUUAUACCUCUUUUAGUAUCAAUCUGUAGCAGAAAUGAUUAAAGCCCUUGUGAGGGUCCAAACUAGCUGUUGUUAACAUCUGUUUCACAAACAUACUAUAAUUUUUUGUU
Beta vulgaris subsp. vulgaris (sugar beet) is the source of this 3323-nucleotide messenger RNA. RefSeq lists its product as hypothetical. The record is from RefSeq and is a predicted model, not a curated record. The coding region runs from base 516 to 2756 and encodes 746 amino acids. NCBI's taxonomy places the organism in Eukaryota, Viridiplantae, Streptophyta, Magnoliopsida, Caryophyllales, Amaranthaceae. Gene Ontology annotation, cellular component: Mon1-Ccz1 complex; lysosomal membrane; late endosome membrane. The transcript is spliced from 15 exons. Gene Ontology annotation, biological process: regulation of autophagy.